UGUGGAGGGCCUCCGCUGCGGCGGUUUGGAGAGGCGGAACUAUAUCUUCUCCUUAAUUAUCAUGUGAGGGCCUAAGAAUUUAAUGGGGGGAAAAGUGUGGAAGAGGACUAGGAUCCAAACUGGCGUAUUUCCCGACCUUCGAUGCCCUCUCGGCUCUCCCGCCAGCCGCGCUACCAGGGUGUGUCUCCCUUCCUUCAUCCCUGAAACAGCCUUUUUAACCUGUUUAAAUGAGAAUGUCCUUGGCCCAGAGAGUACUGCUCACCUGGCUGUUCACACUGCUCUUCCUCAUCAUGUUGGUGUUGAAACUGGAUGAGAAGGCACCCUGGAACUGGUUCCUCAUAUUUAUUCCAGUCUGGAUAUUUGACACUAUCCUUCUCGUCAUGCUGAUUGUGAAAAUGGCUGGACGGUGUAAGUCUGGCUUCGACCCCCGACAUGGAUCACACAAUAUUAAAAAGAAAGCCUGGUACCUCAUCGCAAUGUUACUGAAGUUAGCCUUCUGCCUCGCACUGUGUGCUAAACUGGAACACUUUACUACCAUCAAUCUCUCCUAUGUCUUCAUUCCUUUAUGGGCCUUACUGGCUGGCGCCCUAACAGAACUUGGAUAUAACGUAUUUUUUGUGAGAGACUGACCUCUGAGUACAUUGUCUCAUUUAUGUUGCUGUUCAACAAGCUCUACAGUAUUUUGAAUCUUUACAAGUUUCAAGAAUAACAGAACCAAGGGAAAAUACCAAGUGUAGUCUUAAACUACUGUAAAACAGGAUUGGUGCGGCAUGAACUUGUAGCCAACCCAAAGCUAAAUUAUUGAAUAUUCGAGUUGAUAUCUUUAUUAUCCCUGUGUAAAUAAAGCUUGUUUCUGACCUCAUUUUUCCACAUGCCUCCUCUUACCUUGUGUACAGUCAGGACUUGAUGUAAAUACAAAGUCUUUCGUUAUGUAGCUGCAUAUGCCUUUACUAGACUGUGGCUCUGUAUAAACAAAGUAAAUAUGCUUUUAAACUAUGAAGUGAAAAAUUGGUUAUGGAAAUAUUUUAGGAAUGCCAGUUCAUGUUCCAAUCAAUAGUCUUGGUGUGGCGGUUUCAUAUAGGAUGGCUCGGAGCUUUCCUACUGCUUAGGAUGAGUGAACUGCCUAUUACUGCUAUUACCGAAGUCAGGAGCCUACCUCCCACCCCAUCAGAAACCAGUUAUGCCAAUUUUUAUCUUGGAAAUCUCAGACACAGUGCCUCACUCACUCUGAAAGUGUUCAGGUUUGAGAAACUAUGUGGCUACCAUAACAAGGUCCUUAACCAGUGCCGAUAAAACCCAGGCAGCAAUACUUCUGAAAAGUUUGGAAGUGAUACAUUUCAAAUCCUGAAAAUAAAACUAUUUUGUUUGUA
Messenger RNA from Rattus norvegicus (Norway rat), 1370 nucleotides. It is a transcript of the gene Tmem60, whose product is annotated as transmembrane protein 60. The coding region runs from base 228 to 629 and encodes 133 amino acids. NCBI's taxonomy places the organism in Eukaryota, Metazoa, Chordata, Mammalia, Rodentia, Muridae. The record is from RefSeq and is marked provisional. The transcript is spliced from 2 exons.